AUGACUGACAACCCCGAGGAAGACAUUAUUGUUGCGGCCGACCAAGGUCGAUUCGAUCUUGUUACAAAGCUCCUGGAAAACGGCGCAGAUCCAAAUACUGUAAACGACAUCGGAACAUCGGCUCUUCACAAUGCAGCGAAAGGAGGCCAUUGGGAUAUUUCCCGCCUUCUUCUAGCGAAGAAUGCAUCGCCUCGUAUGGAGAAUGGCAACUGCGCAACGCCACUUCAACUUGCCAUAAAAGCCGGUCACAUGCAGAUCGUCCGCCUAAUCUUUGACUCUGAUCCUACUAUCUGCGAAUUCGCUGAGAUAAACCCACCCAAGCUACUACGUAUCGCGGCAGCCUUUGGGCAUGUUGAAAUUGUUCAAAUUCUUUUGGAUCAUAAUGUCUCCUCUUUAGACAACACUAAGGAAAUAACAGCACUUCAUUAUGCUGCUGAACGAGGCCAUCAUGAUGUCUGCGACAUUCUCCUAAAGCACGAUAAGGCUUUAAAUCGAUCAAUAUGGGAUCGAGUCACUGGACCUAGCUUGCAAGUUGACAGGAAGGAUUACGCUGGACAAACGCCCUUCUAUUUCGCCUUUAACAAGAGACAAACGAAGACGGUGGAAGUGUUUUUGCGUCAUUAUCCGGAUUUAACGAAGGCCUUUGAUAAACAUAAGCACCUCCUGUUUCAUGAGGCUGUUCGAUCACGUCUGUUUGAGAUGGUUCAGGUAUUCUUGGAUAAUGGCGUGGAUAUCCAGAUGAAAGAUUAUCAGGGACAGAACUCGUUACAUGUGUCGGUUACCGCUGGCUGUCUUUUUGCGCCGACGUAUAAUGAGGAGACGGCUGAGAUGCUUCGUCUUUUGCUUUCGCGUGGUGCUGCGGUUGAUUUGAAGGAUAAAUGGGGAUAUACUCCGGAAAUGUAUGCUCAAAAUCCGAAGAUCAGAAUGUUAUUGCGCAAUCAUAAAGCGUCAAAGGGGGAUUCGGUGAAAACGAUGCCACGGGUAUCAGCUCCGCCGCCUGAAUACGAGUAG
Messenger RNA from Penicillium angulare, 1011 nucleotides. Its product is annotated as ankyrin repeat domain-containing protein. The record is from RefSeq and is a predicted model, not a curated record. The transcript has a single exon. Gene Ontology annotation, molecular function: protein binding. NCBI's taxonomy places the organism in Eukaryota, Fungi, Ascomycota, Eurotiomycetes, Eurotiales, Aspergillaceae. The coding region runs from base 1 to 1011 and encodes 336 amino acids.